This is a messenger RNA of Asterias rubens (European starfish), 12456 nucleotides long. Its product is annotated as serine/threonine-protein kinase WNK-like. The record is from RefSeq and is a predicted model, not a curated record. Bases 801 to 7583 code for a protein of 2260 amino acids. Gene Ontology annotation, cellular component: cytoplasm. Lineage: Eukaryota; Metazoa; Echinodermata; Asteroidea; Forcipulatida; Asteriidae. Gene Ontology annotation, biological process: monoatomic ion homeostasis; intracellular signal transduction; negative regulation of sodium ion transport. Gene Ontology annotation, molecular function: protein serine/threonine kinase activity; ATP binding; potassium channel inhibitor activity. The transcript is spliced from 16 exons.
ACGACGACGUGCUGGCAGCUGAGGAGGAAAAUAAUUUGUUCUCAGCGCUUAAACUACGUCUUUUAGGCGUGUUUUGAGGACAGAAGGCUUGUAUAUAUUGUAGUUAGUACUUCAGCAGUCGUUUCUGUGGGUUGGUGAGUCAAAGUUUUUGUAAAACCCGGAAGUUUAAUGGAAUAAUUUUAGUCGACUAAAGACGUAGCCCACUACAACAACAGUCAUCUGCUUACCACACUAGAGUUGCGUACAAAAAAUAAUGGAGUGCAUUAUGUGACGUGCACAAGAAUCGUGGAGUUAGCCAUGGCAGGAAUGGAAGGAGUACGGUGAUUUGGAGUACAGAAUAAUUGAUAAGUAUCCUUAUCGUUGGAAACGAUAGUUCACAGAAUUGUUCUCUGUGCCGGUGUAAACAUUUGAGUUUUUUGAAAUGAACAUUUGUUCCAUUCGUUUCUCAAUAUGGAUACCGUUAACGAAUGCACGGGUGUGCUGACAUGCUGGACGUGUCGACCUCAAAAGCCGAGUUGCUCUUGCGCAAACGGCUUGUGCUGUUGCUAUAUGUAUGAACUACAUGGACAAGUUCUGUUGAACAAGGUUGUAAACUUGCAUCCAGGGAGCAAAUUAUUGCUGUAGUCUGUUUGACUUUGUGUGGUCAUCAGACAAGGGGUUCUGUCCAUUACCAGCAGAGAUUUUAUGCUCUUUCAGAAACUAGACUUGAAUCUGGUUUUCUACUCUGCAACUGCAUCCAUAACUUAACUUUAAAUACAUUUUGUAUGUCCUGAAAUAAGUGUGAUAAGUCGCCCUUCAUUAUGAGUGACAGAGAGAAAAGAGGAGAAACCGCUUUACAGGGUGGUGUAGUGAAGAGACGGGUUAUUUCCAAUGGUAUAGCCUCACCCGGUGAGCGAGCAAAACAUAGCUCAAGGGGUCCAUCACCAGUUGAACCUGUCGAAGCUGAAGGUUUUGUUCAUCGCACUGUACUACACAUAAAUGGUGAGAUUCACCCUGCUAGUGCUACAGUACACAAGUCCCGCGCUAGUGUUAAUCUGUCCACCAUCAAUGGCCAGUGUAAAGUUGUUGAUGGUGACCAAAACGAAGAAUCCAAGAAUCCGCGCCCUCAGUCAAGUCACAGUAGCUCAGUCCUCCCGAAAGAAGAAUUUAGGAUAAAUGCCACCCCCAAAGAUGCCCCACCUACAGACUCGCAAGCCCCACCAAGAACAAACGACAAAGACACAACUGAAGAAAUGGAUGCACAUGAUUUAAGCCACAUGAAACGACAAAAAUCAGUUACUAUCUGUGAACCGGAUGAAGUUGUAAAAAAUGAGACCCUUUUUCGGAUUGAGAAAGUCGAAAAUGAUUUGAAUAAGGAAAAUUUUCAAACUGUCCCCAUUGGAAUUACAAGUGAAACUGCAGACGUCAUUGCUAUUGCUAAGCAGGGAGAGGAGGAGGCAUUAGAUGUGACAGAAGUGGAGAAGGAUGAUAAGGCUAUAGAUAAAUCACCUGAUGGACGCUUCAUGAAAUAUGACAUCGAAGUUGGUAGAGGUUCAUUCAAGACAGUCUACAAGGGGCUUGACACAGAAACCGGUGUAGCAGUUGCAUGGUGUGAAUUACAGGAUCGCAAGUUGAAUAAAAUGGAGAGGAUGCGUUUCAAGGAAGAAGCAGAGAUGCUGAAAGGUCUUAGCCAUCCCAACAUUGUCAGCUUCUUUGAUUACUGGGAGGUACUGGGACCACGCGGCCGGAAGCACAUCGUUCUGGUCACUGAGCUCAUGACAUCUGGAACUCUCAAAACGUAUUUGAAGCGAUUUAGUGGCGUCCGAAUCAAAGUCCUUCGCAGUUGGUGCAAGCAGAUUCUGAAAGGUCUCCAUUUCUUACACACCCGCUCCCCGCCCGUCAUCCACAGAGAUCUCAAGUGCGACAAUAUUUUUAUCACAGGAACAUCAGGCUCCGUCAAGAUUGGAGACCUGGGCCUUGCGACCCUAAAGAAGAGCUCAUUUGCCAAGAGUGUGAUAGGUACCCCAGAGUUCAUGGCGCCCGAAAUGUACGAGGAGCACUACGACGAAUCCGUGGAUGUGUACGCGUUUGGCAUGUGCAUGCUGGAGAUGGCGACCUCGGAGUAUCCCUACAUGGAGUGUACAAAUGCUGCGCAGAUCUAUCGGAGAGUGACCACAGGCGUGCGACCAGCGAGCUUUGAGAAAGUGACUGACCCCAAAAUUAAGGAGAUAAUUGACCGGAGUACAAGGAGAAACAAAGAGGAAAGGUACAGCAUCCAGAACCUUCUGAAGCACGAGUUCUUUGAGGAUACAGGAUUCCGAGUGGAGCUGGUAGAGGAUACGAACACGGACAACAUCCAGCUGCAGCUGAGGGUAGAAGACCCCAAGAAGCGCCGAGACAAGCACAAAGACAACGAGGCACUUCAGUUUGCCUUCUACCUGCAGAAAGAUGAACCCGAGAAAGUGGCUGCAGAAAUGGUUCGCUCUGGCUUCCUGAAUGAAGAGGACCUUAGAGUGGUCACCAAGAUCAUAAGAGACCGCAUUGCCGCCGUGAAGAAGAACAGAGAUCGGCGCGAAAAACAGGAGAAAGAGAAAGAGAGUGAAGCUGAAGGUUCCUCCAACAUUACCACACAAGACAGUGGUCUUGGUUCAUCGGCACCAUCGGAUACUUCAAGCAAGCCACAGAGUGUUCGUUCUAUCCCUGUAUCAUCAAACUCACAGCAGCAACAGCAGCAGCAGUCCACACAGCAGCAGCAGGCUCAGGCACCUCAGCCAUCCUCGCAACAGCAGGGAGCAUCAGGUGUCGCGUCAACCACUUCUGGGCAGCAGGGUCAAUUCCAACAGCAGCCUCCUGCACAACAGCAGCAGCAGCAACAGCAAAUAACUCCAAAUCAACAGCAACAACUCCUACAGCAACAGGGACAGUAUCCCGUUGCACCCCAGUAUGCACAGGUGCCUGCCCAACAGAGUUUCAAUCAGCAGCAGUUUCAGCAGCCCCAGCAGUUCCCUUCCGGACAGACCCCUCAAUAUCAACAGCAGCAGCCGUCACAGCAACAACAGCAAGCACCAACACCGCAGCAACAGCAACAGCAGCAGUUUCAGAUACAGCCCCAGGGCCAGCAGCAGGCAAAUGGACAGUACCAACAGUUUCAGAUCCCUGCAGGUUAUCAACAACAGCCGCAGCAACAACAACCCCCUUCCCAACAACAACAGCAACAACAACAACAACAACAGACAGCUCAACUGCAGCAGCAGCAGCAAACAUCUCAAGUCCAAGAUGGCCAGCCACAGUCCGCAGCUGAAGUGCCCAAGACUGACAACCAGUACAUUGGCAAAGAUUCCCCGUCUACCGAAAGACGAGAUACAGGGAGCUCGACGACAUCAAUGUCAGCUUCAACUAUCACAGUCCCCGGUGGAUCAACCUCUAACUUAGCUCUGACAGACACAGAGGACAACACCGAAACGGGCGGCAGCGGCUACGAGAAAGCGGAGCGGAAAGAGAAGAGUGAGAAGGAGAGGAAGGCCAGGCUGAAAAGUAUCAAGAAGAAGCAUGAACGACCUCCAAAGCUCAACAUCAUCUCGGUGGAUGAGGACUACAUCGUGGAGUGCUCCUUUGAGACGUAUAAAGGCGAGAGGGUACAGUUCCAGUUCAGUGUGGACAACGACAAUCCUGAUGACAUUGUGGAAGGACUGCUUACGAAGGACCUGAUGCCAGCACAAUACACCGGGAUCUUCAUCGAGCAGCUUGAGAAGAUAUGCACUGAGGCCAAGAAGAGCGGUCCAAUGACAGCCACACCCGUCACAACAUCCUCAGAAAUGGCACCUGUUGAUAGACCGCCAGCAUCCUCUAGCCCCAAAGUAGCUGAUACCAUCACUGCGGUGAGCAGUGCAGCACCAGAGAUGGCUCCUUCUGCAGCUGAGGUGGUUAGUCUUGUGGCUACACCGGCAUCUGAAUCGACCGUGUCAGAGUCCACUGUAAUGAGUGACGACAGUAUUAGCCCGCCUCAGGUCACGGGGAGUAAAGUACCGGAAAGUUUCAGCAACAGCACCCUUGUCGACAGUCAAGGACGUCCGGUGUCUCCAAAGAAGGAGCAACCAGAAGCACCCAAAGUAUCUGACGCAAACGCAAACCUGGUCCAUGCACAACAAAGCCCUCCAGAAAACAGCAAUCAGAUCCCUGCCGAACAACAGCAAGUCCCUGGGGUGGAUAAACUUGAAGCUGGUACAAGUGAGGUAUCUACUAAAGCAACAAGCAAUGGGAGCGUACAUGCACCCCGGACCUAUGCUGAGGCGGCAGCAGUGAGGAUGGUAGAGCAGCAGAAGGUCUUACAACAGGCAAAUAGAAGCCAAGUUUCCCCAGGAACAGCAGGGGAGAUGAAUCCAGUGUCACUGAGCAAUCCCAUUACUGCAGUGCCCCAGGGGAACAUCCUGGCCCCACAGCCCAUCUACCCUAUGCACAUGAUGCACCAACAAGGAGCACCCAUCCAGCAGGUGAUGGGACCUGGAGGUGGUAUCCAAGUUUAUCCCCUUCAGGCGCCAUCAGAAGGCCAACAGCAGAUGCCUGUUAUGAACCAACCCUAUCAAGUACAGAUGGAAGGAGGACAAACUGUCUGGGUUCAGGGGUUGAUGCCAAUGGCAAUGCCUCAAGGGCAAGCGGUGCAGGCCCAGAUCCAAGCAAGCCUCAUGCAGCAGCACCAGAACCAACAGAUGCAGCAGCUUCAAGGUCAACUACACCAUCAGAAUGCCUAUGGUACAGCCCCUAACGGUGUUGGGCAGCUAGUUGGUCAGGGAGGACCAGUGCCUCAGAUGAUGCGGCAGACUCAACAACAUCUGCAACAGCAAGGUCAACAACAAUAUCAACAACAGCAGUUUCAACAACAACAACAACAGCAGCCUCUUCCUCAACAGUUUCAACAACAACAGUUUCAACAAAAACCACAGCCGCAGCCACCCCAGCAGCAGUCUGGAACUGUGCCACAAACUACUGCAGCUCCAAACACACCGGUUGUUAAACAGCAAGGCCUUGGGAGCUCAGCUUCACUUGCAGAUCUCCAAGCCAAGUUGAAGCAACUUACCAAUAAACCACAGCCAAAGUCUGCUUUCACACCAACCCCGAGUCAACAGGCUUCACAGGCAGUGACACCAGUCCAUUCACAGCCGUCAACACCAGCCAUGCAGCCUUAUCCUGCAGGGCAGCAGGUGAUAAACCAACAGCAAGGAGUCUCACAGUCCCAGCUGCAGGCAACCUACCAGCAGUCCCCACCACCACAAGCGCCUGCAUCUCAUGUGCCUACACAGUUUGUGUCACAGCAAGAGCAGCCCACUCUAGUCACUCACUCCUUCUCAGCCCCGAUACUUACCCCUAGUGUGAACAAUUCCACCAAUAUACCACAUCAAGUCCCUCAUUCUGCUCAUUCAAGUGUUUCUCAAGGGCUUCUCCCAAGCAGUAUCGCAGAUGCAUCCAUGGUUACAGAGGGCUCUCGGCAUGGUACAACAUCACAAGCUGCAUCUAGAAAGUCUUCGGCCUCCUCAAAUCCCGACAUGAUAUCUUCUCCUUACCCUGCAGGAACUGCUGAUCAGUCUGGAGAAAGUGUCAAAGCAGCUGAGAAAGUCAACACCGAGCCAGUUAAGACCAUUUCCAGAUUCCAGGUGCAGAACGUCGCCGAAGAUCCGCUAAAGGAAAUUCUUUCAAGGACGGACAAUGAAACAGUCACGCAACCUGCGUCAACGGCAAAUGUCAAUGCAAGUAGAAAUGGAGAAAGCAGAGAAAGUAGGGCACACUCAGUGCCAGAUGUUAGUGUAGGUGUAGGUGCACUCAAUGAUGUGAGUGCGUCAAGUCGAAAGUCUUCCAUAGAUGUUGAUGCAACUGUUCCCAUGACGAGAGAGCCUGUGGUUAUUAAAGGACGCUUUACUGUGACACCGUCAGUGAGUGUUGACGUUGGCAGUGAUAAAGCCAAACCUAAAGCUGACAGUAGUACCUCCAGUGCAACGCCAGCUCUCAAGGAUCCAGUUAAAACGGACACACAUGCUCCAGUCGAUGGAGCAAGCAAAGUAGAGUCAGUGACAGGUCGAUUCCAAGUGACCACUAUUAAAGACAAUGUCGCUGCUAUGGCCGAGCAAGCGGGCCCACCUGAGAAGGAAAGCGUUGCACCCACCACAAAUGAGUCACAAUCCAAACCAGUCCAAGCUGCUAUAUCCAGCCCCCAAACAGUAACCGACCAAACGUCUAGACAGCCAGAAGUAAGUGCGUCAGCAACCUACCCUCAAACCCACCCAACUCUGGAGCGCAAGGCGUCCGGCGACAGAGGUACACCAGAUAGCAUAGCGUCUGACAUUGGCCCUUCACAGCGGAUGGCACCAGAGAACCCAUCAGGCUAUCCGAUGUACCCUUCACCAGCGAAUGCCAUGCAGAAUGAAGGUUAUUACAAUCCAGUUGCUACGCAAUUCUACACCCACUACCCGCCCGAGAGGUUAUCACCCGGGAUGCAGAACCAACUCUUUGGACCAAUGAGCUUCAACUUUGGGGAUUCAGACGAUAGGCCAGAACUGAAGGAAAUGCUCCAAAGACAUAAGGAUGAACAGUCCCAGCUUUUACAGAAACAACAGGAGGAGUUGAAGCAGUUCCAGAGACCAGCUCAGUUUGUCCUGCCACAGCCGUUUAUGUACCCACAGUUCUACCCAUUCCAAGGUGGGCUCGCCCUACCCCAAGGCUACCCCAUGCAGGCAGCGUUUGCAAUGCAGCAGGACCCAGGUUUGUACAACACACCAGGACCCUGGAAUCAAAGCAUGGUUCCCCUGCAUCAAAUACCAGGAGGCGGACCGAGCAUCGUGACGACCACAAGUACGCCCGUCUUCACCAGUGGCUCAACAGUCGGGCACGUCAUGAAUGCACCCAAAAUGUACUUACGAAAAAGUUCCAUCCCCACAUUCGCCAUACCGGCAGGAUUUGGAAGGCUAGGAGGAAGUUCAGCCAUUGCUCCUCAGAGUAGCUCUACUACGUCGGCAGCGCCCAUGCCACCACCGCCAGUUCGCCUGAACAAGAGCGAGAGCUUCACAGAGUCUCACAGUAACGGGCUUCCAGAUACUGCGCUUGCAGCUUCUUCUAUCAGGCAGCGAGCAACGACUCUUCCCAUAACAAGCCUUGAGGUCAACCAUGCAGCCGAUCAGCAAGUAGAGUCCACUGCUGAAGUGACUCCACUCGCCACUCAAGCAAACAUCGAGCAGGAGGCAGGGAACAAAGGCGUCUUUUCACCAACACCCUCUGAGGGUAGUGUGUCUGAUAACAACGAACAGGUGCUUACCCCAGAUGGAGAGGAACCCAAAUGGGUGGAAAGCGGCCCUAUAGCUAGGCGACCCCAAGACCCCAAAGAGGCUUCACCGACAACAGGCGAAUCAUCCUCUAAGAAGGUUGUGUUUACAGAAGAUCAAUUCAAACUGGCUGAGAUAGGAAAAGCCCCAGUCAGAACCGCCACCACUGAGGCUGAGAAGAAGGUCAGCCUUAACGAGUUGCGCAAGAAUCAAGUGCGGCAGGAUCUUCAGAGUAACACGGCUUCAGGGGCGGGAGUGAAGGUCGCCGGUCAGCAAGAGACGCCGAAAGGUCAAUAGGUCACCUGUUUAUUAUUGCUAUUACCAGUAAUUUGUAGAAAUUAAAUAAUAUCCGUAGUCUAACCAUUCUGGUUUUGUGGGAUAGUAGUACUCUGGUCCCAAUUACAUAGAGGUGUUUAAGCACAAAAAGUAACACAGCACAAAAUAAUGCCUACUGGAGUAAUGUUAACAGCCAGUCCCAUCUCACAUUGGCAAAUUGUGAUUGGUAUCCUGCUUAUUUGUGCUAAGUAGAAAACAUUCAAGCAAUAUGUUCUGCUUUAAACAGCUCUUUGGAAUUGAGCCAUGGUGUGUUCACAUUCGUUGAUCGUUCAACUAUGAAAACAAAAAAGCUGAAGUAAAACCCAAUAAUUACCUAUUCCUCAUCUAAAUUUUAAGAACACCUAAUGUUCUGUUUCCAACCCAUUCGCAAAGCCUUCAUUAGAGAAUGGAUCACUGCUAAGCAUGGAUCACUGUAUCAGUGUAUCUGGCAUAUUAAUUAAACAGUAGAUGUCUUUGUGAUUUCCCAAUCAAAGUAAAAUACCAAAAUUCCUACAGAUUUUUAGGUGGGAUCGUACUCUUGCAAGAUUGCUGAAAAUCUUUGCAAAUUGGUCUUAAAGUCGGAGGCAUUUUGAGAAAACUGAUUGUGAAAUGAAUUUCAACCGAAGAUUCACAUUUGUUCCCAAUGUCAUGGAGCUGCUUAACCAGAAAAUAGCCCUUGGCAAUUUUCUACUGAGCAAUAUUAAGCAGACUACCAGUCAACAUGCUGGGAGCAUGUUCUGGUAGGCAUAAGUUUGUUGUGCUUAGCUGGUUUUUUUCUGCUUAAGCAGCUCUCUGAAAUUGAGCCACGAAGGGAUGAUCAUUAGAGAUUUGAAUGUGCAUUCAGUGGCAGAGGAAACAUAAAAAUGUCAUAGCACCUCAUUAUCUAUGUGUACUAAACAAGAAAUUGAUUUACCAGAAAAAAAAGGCAAGGGUACAGUUCCAAAUAUUUGGAUGCUGUCAAUCCUGUGACACUCAUACAAUUUCUGCACAUGUGAAACACACUAAACCUCAACUACUAUCCCCAUCACUUCAACCGUGUAUCAAGUACUUACAGUCACUUUCUCCCCACCACUCACUGGCCGUGUACUAGCGUAAAUUAAAAAACAAAAAAAGCACCAGGACCUGGUUUGUAUAGAGCUCAGCUGUGAAACUCAAUUUUUGCUUAGCUCUUUCAAAUCCUACUAAGCGAAUAUAUGAUGGAACAAUGAUGCUUAUUGCUUCCGACUGGUUCCUCACCAAUAGUUGCUUGAUGAUUUGAGAGGAGAUAAUUUGACGACUAAUCAUUGUUUCUUGGCUCUGUAAGAUUGGGCCCACUAAUGUAAGUAACUUAACACCAUUCCAGUUGUGUGCACUUUGUAAAGGGACCCUAUUACUGUACAAUAUAGGCACCACCCGAGUAAACUGUAUUAUACAUAAUCUUGUGUAAAGGUGGUUGCGACUCUUAAUAAAUAAACCUGAGUGUAUAAAAUAUUGGUAAACGAUUUUUCGCCUAUUUUUAAGAAAAACAAACAAAAAAGAAGUCGUUUUAAUACUGAGGAGUGACAUUGUUGAAAAUAGUGUCGCUGCAGUUUGGUUCUAUUAUGUGUGUGAUUGGGCUUGACUUCAUUAACACAUGUAGGUUAGUUGCUUGCCAACAUAUUUAUCUGCCAAUGUUGACCUAAAAAGUUAAAUAAGAUACAUAUAUGGGAAUGUCUGGUUCAACACAAUGUAAUACACUUAUUCCACUUUCAGCUGUAUUACAGUUGAGAAUCAGUUCGGACUGUCAAUGGGAUUUUUUUUCUGUGUGAAGAUCAUUCACCAUAAUUCAAAGUAGAAUCAUUUCGACUCUGGUGUCUAUAUGGCAUUGGCUCGAUUUGUGGGUUUAGUCUGAAAUAGUUCAAAGCUAAAUAUCUUUUGUAGAAAAAUGUGUCACUUUUAGUUCGCUUGCUGCUCACCCUGGUUGUUGUUAAACUGAAAUUGUGAGGGGGGAGGGGUAUGUUACUCAAGGGAGCGAUUACAUAAUGUACCCUGCCUACUCUAGCCACUCCAUGAGGGAUAUUUCGUCAGCAGCAGAGUCAGUUGUUUAUUUUCAUCUUUCAAAGAGUGUUUACUCCAUUGGAUAAUUAGUAAUCUGGUAAACUAUCUUCUGAGAAUUGCGAAUUUGGUAUGAGAGAGUCAGGGAACAAAACCGGUUCACACUUGGCGCAUACACCAUGCCCGAUAUGACGCAGAGAGAAUCCUCCAUAAUGUUCCUAUACUUUAAUUUCUCCUUGGUAAAGGGCACCCUGUGAGGAAAUUAUAAAUUUCUACUGGAGCAUUUCAAGGGCACCAAGGCAAUGACCAGGGGGCACGGAGGCAAUCGCCUUCAGUGCCUUGGUGUAGUGUCAGGCCUGCUCCUUUGUACAGAGGUAAUCAUCCCCCCUCCUAAAAUCCUCUGUAGAAUUCCUAAGAUUCCAAACACACAAUGGAUACACAAAGGAAGGGGGUCCACCAUAACCUUAUAUCAAGCAACAAAUGUUGAUGCAGAAUGUAUAAGCAAAACAAUAUUUUUGUGCGUCACAAUUAGGCAACAGACCACAGACUAUCCACUGUUUGCACAACAAAACUUUGCAUCACUUUCGCGUGAAGUGUGAAUUUGUAUUAGCUCUGUAGUGGAUCUCGUUUUCUUUGAAGAGUAAUAUCUGAAAUUUCUGCAGAAGCUGACAUGGCUCACUAGGGCUCUAUUUCAUAGAGCUGCUUAAGCACGAAAAUUAGCGAAGCAGACCAGACCAGUAGCUUACCAGAAUAAGGUUACCAACCAAACUACCAUGACACAUGUAAAGUUUGUGACUGGUAACCUGCUUAUUUCUGCUUAGCAGGAAGGUGCUUAGCAUAAUUCUCUUCUUAAGUAGCUUUUUUUAAUUGAGCCCUGAUGAUUAAAACAAACAAAUUCAAACAACAUUCACUUUCUCAUGGUUCGAGUUUAGCUCAAAUCAUCAAGGUUUUGGUGUAAAAUAGCACAAGUUUACCCAGAGUUGUUAUACUUUAAUUACAUCAAGGAGUGGUGAAAGCUUCAUGAAGUAAAAACUUUACAUUUCAGUUAGCCCCUAACGCUAGCAUUAAUAUAGGGUAGUUCUUACAUAAAACUUGGCUAGAAGAUUUGCUUCCUUGUUGUGUCAGGUACAUGUAUUGUGUAAAACCGUUUGUAUACAAAGGUAAUGGAAGCAUUUUUUGAAGUCUGUAAACUGAAGUAGUGCGAAGUAAAAUGGGUUUUAACUAUUGUACUUAUCUCGCCCCUCCCCUGUAUGUAAAUAUGAUCAGCCUAAUAUGGUGUGAAUGGCUACCUAAUAUGCAAAUUUUUGUAGCACUUUUGCCCGAUACAGUCUAGCCAUUGCCUUUCCAUGUGCUGCUAUUGAGCAUUUUUGCAAGAAUGCAUCCAGUAAGAGGUGAAGCUUUUUGCUGUUGUAAAUAUUAACUGUAUUAUUUAACAUGGAAAUAUUAAAAAUGUGCCUGCUUUAAUUGUAAGGGUUACGUUUGAGUCAAAGUGAAAAUUUAAAAGGAAAAACCUCUCCUUGGCACUCCAAAAAGAAAUGAAUAAUAAUAACCACAGUAACAAUUGUAUAAGUCCAGUUAAGUGUUUAUUUGUUUGUGAUCGAAUAUGUCUACUGAACAUUCAUUUAUAUUUUGUUUAAUAAUCUUCAUGAAACCCAGUGAUAAACUCAAAGUGUCAGAUUGCGAUAGGGGUACAGCAAACACUGAAACAUGGACAGUCCUCUCUGUCAUUUGAUAGGGUUAAUAUUUCGUACAAUAUAUCAUAGCAUGUCGUGGGCGAGCGAUCUAUCGCAUCAAUAUCAAAUUCUGAUGGUCAGGUCAUAAGAGCGUGGGUUUGAAUCCCAAUUUUGGCUGAUACUUUUUUAGGGCAUGAUACAUAAGACUACUUCUCAUCACCAAGUAGUAAAUGGGUACCUGCAAGGUUGAUCGUGAAUGAUAAGUAGGUGGUUUCAGGAGUGAAAUAUAUUAAGCGGGGUAAGGUUAGUGUAAAGGCACUUUGACACAAUGUUUACCUGCACCUGAUAAAUGCCUAUAAUUAUAAAGACACCACAGUUUCAGCAGAGUGCUUUGCCUUAAGAUCGCACUGGAGCCCCCUAAAAUAAAAGCACAGCAGACCAGUGGUAUGAUGUCCACACACUAGUCUGUUAGGUGAUUAAGAAUGUAUAAUUACCUAGCCAAGCUACCACAUCUGCUGUCUGAAGGUCAGCAUAAUUUGUAAUGAUUACUCAGAGACAGUUAACUAUAUCACUCAGAAGGUAUCAUAGAAACAAAAAAUCGACAUGCAUCAUACUUAAUCGAAACGAAUCACAAUAGACCGUAUCGAACAUGACGUCACCAUUCAAAUACCUGCCCUACAACAUUGCGUCUGUAAGCGUGUGUGCGUGUGCCUGCAGUAGAAAUCAAACCGGGAGCACCGCAUGCUUCUUUGAUGUACGUGUUUAGACGUACAUAGGGCCUGCCCUACAACAUGGCCACUUUCAUAGUAACAAAGUGGUUAUUCAAUACAAUACAUAGCAACACGUUAUUCCUUUCACUUAAUCCUGUUUGUGUUCAGUCAUUUUUUUUUUUUUUAACUAAUCACAGAUCCUUCUGCUUUCCAUGCAAAAUGAAAAGUGUUUUUUGGGGGAUGUUAAAUUGUUUGUCAACAUUUGUUUUUGAAUAUUGACUUGUGUAUCCAUCCAGAAAUUGAACAAUCGCUUACUGUGUAUCCGUGUAUGCCUUAGUGAUUAUUCUAACAAGGGACAGGUUUUAUUUUAUCAUUAUAAACCGCUUAGCAACUUAAUGUUAACAGAAAAGUUAAAACUGUAAGAAACAAAAAGAAUUGUACUAAUUUACGAAUCAAGUU